Molecule: messenger RNA, 1659 nt
Organism: Temnothorax curvispinosus
Lineage: Eukaryota; Metazoa; Arthropoda; Insecta; Hymenoptera; Formicidae
Exons: 6
Coding region: 735-1631 (298 amino acids)
Source: RefSeq, a predicted model, not a curated record
GGAGCAAUGGCGGACGGCGGACAACUGCGACUCGCGCGAAGAUAGGUGUCUGUUAUCGACGCACGUCCACCGUGGCCCGUGACUCCCCCGUCUUUUCUCUCCAUCUCUUCUCGCUCGUGACAAGGCGAAUGAAGGCGAAGCGAGAAGGAUAAGCCGGGGAUAAGCCGGGUGACGCGUCGCGCGAAAAGACCGAGAGCGUUCGUGAAUGAAAGAGGGAGGGGAAAAGGGAAGGAAAACCAGGCGAGGAUUAGAGGAUAAUGCGCGACUUCGGCAGGACGAGAGUGUCAGGAGUGUGAAAAGUGCAAGGAUAACCGGAGAAGAGACGUUUGCAUCCGCGGUUUCUCGUGUCGCCGCGUCGCGCCAAUAUCGAAUAUCGUGCCGAUGAGGGAGGCUCGACCCAAAGAGGAUUACUACGUCUCAACGCGUCGACGAACGGACGCGGAAUGAGACGCGGAGCCCGCCAAGGACGAAGCGCCACUUUAAGAUAGAAGAUGAACUCGACCAGCAUCACAGAGACGACGAUAACGCUUAUAGCAGACGAUGAACAGUCGGAGCCCGAUAAGACGCAUUUAUUCGCGAUAUAUGAUCAGUAGAGCUUGGGACCGACCCGGACAAGCAGGAGAGGUGUGCGUUGAAAGGAAUGUUCAAGUGGGAUUGCAUAUGAUUUGAACGUCGACAAGAAAUCAUUGUAGACUAACGAUGGAUCUCUGAACCCGCUGACAGUGACUCCCCUGAUGCACUUCUGGAUCAACAAACCGGCGGGCAGGUACUACGGUUUCACUGGCCGCCGAUACCCUGCCACACCUGUGCCACCAAAAUCACACAACCAAUGUCGGCGCGGCGGUGAACUUAGGCAAAUGGUGACUCCAGUGCAUCGAUUCCAGGGCCUUGCAGGUAACCUCGCAGCCGGAAACGCAUCGCCAGCUGGACCUAGUAAUGUCAAUAAUUCCUGCCGAAGCAUCGUCAAUCGUUCGACGACGUCUGCACGAAUCCAUAACAACGAGAACCGUCAUCACGGUUCGGCGUCGCUCAGCGCCGCCCAACUCGCCCAGCUGAACAACAUCCCCAACAAUGUCACCGACGCUAGUAACAAUCAACUGAUUCUGUCUAAUGCGACCGGCGCGAACGGUACAGAACGGAAUAGAAGCCUACUAACGGGGAGCGUCUUUGAUUUACGGGAGGCCGAACUGGCCGGCUUCCGACUGCGUUGCGGCAUCUGGUCCUCUUUUGCUCUGGCAACAAUCUUUGUGGCAGCCGCCAAAUUCUACUUCGGUUAUCGGGGACCUGGCCUGGAGAUACUCGUGUUUUGCGGGCUGCUAAUAUUGCUGCUGUCCGCUUGUUUAUACUCGAUCUUCUGCAAAUAUAAUCGUGAAAGCUAUUACCACCAUAGCGGUCGACCGGAGCACAACGCUCGUAUGCAGGAGGAUCACAUUGUCACUUUGACGAACGCGUCCAACAUCGGCGACAGCGUUGUCAAUAGAGCGGCAGCGACAGUGCCGACGACGACGGUGAGACAGAACCCGCCUCCGCCGCCUUAUCACAUCGCUAUCCUGAUACCACCGCCGUCACCACCGCCACUUGCGCCCUCGGACGAGGCGCCUCCACCCUCUUACGACAAGAUCAUGCGAUGAAAUCGCCAAUAAAAUCGGAACUAGGACA